AAACAACCCAUUCCCAUCCUCCCCUACCCCAUCUCACUACUUUCAGUUCCUGCCCAGUCCAGCGAACAGGCCUGGCCUCCUCACUGGCAGACGCCCGGGACAGAACCUGCUUGAUGGACAGCCCCCCAAACCUGUCUCCCCCUACAAUGCCGGGACCCGGAGACCAGCACAGCCUGGACAGAGAGAAAUCCCAUCUCCUCACAGUGAUUACAGAGAGCAGCGAUGACUCAGCGGAUCCCGAUGAAAAUGGGAAGGAUGAGAGGGAGAAGGACGAGGUACAGAAACAGCUGGAGGACAUGGAAAAAGUCUCCAGGCAGAUUAUCCAAGAGAUGAGCGAGCUGGAGAUGCAGUUGGAGAUCGAGAAGACUUGUCGUGUGAACGCCGAGGUGUUUGCUGUGAAGGUGAACAAGGAGAAUAAGAAGCUGGUACGGCUGAGUCGAGCGUUACAGCCUAUGUGGGACUCUCUCCCAGAUGACAUUACCAAGCUCGGGGCUGAGGACAAGGAGACCCCCAACCCCACCUGCAACCCAGAGUACCAAUACCAGCUCCAGGUCAAAGACCUUCAGGAGAGGAUUACACUGCUGCUGGAGGAGAGGAGGGAGCUGAGCAGCUCGCUGGAGACCCUGCAAGCUCGAUUCACCCAACUGACAGAAGAGGUGGCGAGAGAGCGGACAGAGAAGAUUGCGCUGCAGAAAGUGCAGGAGAGGCAGAGCAAGGCUCUCAAACGCAUCAAUACAGUGUCGGUGCUGGUCACUCAGGAUUACCAGGAGCUGCAGCAGCAGCUCGACCUAGAACAGGAGCUCAGGCAGCAGGCAGAAACCUACGCCCACCAGAUGCUGGUAAGGCAGCGGGAGGCGAGCCGGCAGAGUGUAAUUCUGUUACAGAAUGUACUGCCAAGCGAGCAACUGCUCACAGCCCUGGAGGAGGUGGCCUCCCUCAACCGCUGCCUGGAGCAGGAGAGACACCAGCACCAGCAGCUGGUACAGGAGCUGAAGCACAGGCUGGAGGGGAGCCAGGCGGAGAGCGAGGUGGCCAGGCUGACAUUGGCCCUGAGUAUAGCUGACGAGCAGAAGGAGGAUGUGGAGAGCAGGCUGGCUGUCGCAGAGACCAAGAGCCUUGAGCUGGAGACAGAAGUUCAGACACUUCGGAUGAAGCUGGAGGCUGCUGACAACACAACCCAUGAGGAGCAACAGGAAGGGGGAGUUUCUCCAGGAUUCUGGGCCAAUAUUCCCAUUGUCCAGACACAGCCCAGGAACAGAGGUGAUAGUGUGUUAAUGCCCCUGGCAGAGCUGUUACGCCGAAGGAAGCAGGAACGCAAGGAAGCUGGGCCAGAGAACAAGACCACCACCCUGGACAGCCUAAAGACAAUGGCCGUGGAUGAAAUGAUGGAGCGAAUCAAAAACGGGGUCUCGCUGAAACCCACCAAAUGCCACACAGAGCUCCCGAGCCCGAGAGCAGAGAGUCCAGUGACAGAGCUUAAAGGGAUCUUGGAGGGGAUGAGGACCAAGCGGAGGAGCUGGAAGAGUCGGCUGGGGAGUGGACACAAACACAAUGAGUUGCAGAACAUCCUGCUCCGCAGACGCAGAGUGAUGGACGUUCCCUCGCAGCAACCCCCAGACGACCUUCCGGAAAACAAUCCAGCCUCGCGGUGCGACCCUAGUCCUGUAGGCAGCACACCCUUGGGGGGAGCGGAGGUCAAAACGAACCCCUGGAAGAUGCUUCAACGAACAGGGGCCAUCUUGCAGAGCAAGAGGAUAGAGCAGUGUUUCGAGGGCAGCACUGACACAGCCUGA
Callorhinchus milii (elephant shark) is the source of this 1793-nucleotide messenger RNA. It is a transcript of the gene shtn2, whose product is annotated as shootin 2. The transcript is spliced from 17 exons. Lineage: Eukaryota; Metazoa; Chordata; Chondrichthyes; Chimaeriformes; Callorhinchidae. The coding region runs from base 114 to 1793 and encodes 559 amino acids. The record is from RefSeq and is a predicted model, not a curated record.